This is a messenger RNA of Penicillium cosmopolitanum, 1341 nucleotides long. RefSeq lists its product as uncharacterized. Gene Ontology annotation, molecular function: acyltransferase activity, transferring groups other than amino-acyl groups. NCBI's taxonomy places the organism in Eukaryota, Fungi, Ascomycota, Eurotiomycetes, Eurotiales, Aspergillaceae. The record is from RefSeq and is a predicted model, not a curated record. The coding region runs from base 1 to 1341 and encodes 446 amino acids. The transcript has 4 exons.
AUGGCACAAAACUCGUCAGGAAAUGCGUACGUGCUGGGUGUGGGGUUGACCCAGUUCCUCAAGCCACGUCGCACGCGUGAAUAUCCCGAGUUGGGUUAUGAAGCAGGAGUGAAGGCGAUGCUGGAUGCGAAGAUUGAUUAUGACUCUGUCGAAGCGGGAAUCGCGUGUUAUUGCUAUGGAGAUACCACCUCUGGACAAAGGAUCUUCUACCAAUUUGGCAUGACUGGAAUCGAGAUCUACAACGUGAACAAUGCCUGUGCGACCGGUUCAACAGGCUUGCACCUUGCGCGAAAAAUGGUCAAAGGUGGCCUCGCAGAUUGUGUUCUGGUGAUCGGCUUCGAGCAGAUGCGCCCAGGUUCCAUCAAGAGCGUAUGGGAUGAUCGUCCUAGUCCGCUUGGCCCUUCUACAAAGAUGAUGGAGGAUGAAUUCGGCAAACAUGACUCACCUCGAAAUGCGCAAUAUUUUGGAAAUGCCGGACAGGAAUACAUGUCAAGAUAUGGCGCUAAGGCCGAGGACUUUGCGGAAAUCGCCCGAAUCUCCCAUGAGCACUCACAGAAGAAUCCAUAUGCUCAGUUCCGGACUGCCUAUUCUCUUGACGAUAUCGUCAACUCCACACCGGUUGACGGCGCAGCUGCAGCUGUGAUAGUCUCCCAAAAGUUCCUCGACGCACGUCCACAUCUGCGCUCCCAAGCAAUCUUGAUGGCAGGCCAGAAGAUGCUUACUGAUGGGCCGGAGGUAUACUCUCGAAGCGCCAUUGAUCUUGUUGGGUUCAACAUGUCCCGCGAUGCUGCCAGAUUAGCCAUGCAGGAGGCUCAGGUUCAAACAAAAGAUAUUAAAGUCUGCGAGCUCCACGACUGCUUUUCUACGAAUGAAAUGCUAUUGCUUGAUGGGCUUGGCUUCUCGGAACCUGGAAAGGCACACGAGAUGGUCCGCCGUGGGGAUAUUACAUAUGGCGGCCGGGGUCCUGUCAUUAAUCCAUCCGGUGGGUUAAUAUCCAAGGGCCAUCCGCUUGGGGCUACAGGAUUGGCACAGUGUGCCGAGCUUACUUGGCAACUUCGGGGUUGGGCGAAUAACCGGUUCGUUGAAGGGGCGGAUGUCGCAUUGCAACAUAACCUAGGACUGGGCGGAGCAGUGGUUGUGACCGUUUACAAACGGGCAGAUGGCCAGAAAGGUCGAGCAGUUUCUGAUGUUGAAGUUGCAAAGGCGUCUGGUGUUGGCUAUAAUCCCGCUGUAGAGGCCCGAUAUGUGAGCCCGCAAGAUGGAGAGCGUGUACGAAGCAAGACCAAGCGCCACGACUAUGUCCUGCAUGAGACCGUAGGGAAGCUGUCGUCACGGAUCUGA